Molecule: messenger RNA, 1077 nt
Organism: Diabrotica virgifera virgifera (western corn rootworm)
Lineage: Eukaryota; Metazoa; Arthropoda; Insecta; Coleoptera; Chrysomelidae
Exons: 3
Coding region: 1-603 (200 amino acids)
Source: RefSeq, a predicted model, not a curated record
AUGUGGAUAUGCGUCAAGAAAGCGUUGUUCUGGAAGAAUGGGACGGUGUCAGCGUGGCGGCGGGCAGCGGGAGCAGCACCAGGCCGAGGUGGAGGCGAUCAGCGGGACAGCAACGGUCCAAGUUGGAGGCGGUCAGCGGGACAGCAAACGGUCCAAGGUGGAGGCGGUCAGCGGGACAGCGACGGUCCAAGUUGGAUGGCAAUCAGCGUGAGAGCAAUGGUGCAAGGUGGGGUCGAUCAGUGGAACCGCAACGGUCCAAGGUGGAGGCGGUCAGCGGGACAGCGACGGUCCAAGGUGGAGGCGAUCAGCGGGACAGCAACGGUCCAAGGUGGAAACGGUCAGCGGGACAGCAAUGGUCCAAGGUGGAGUCGAUCAGCGGGACAGCAACGGUCCAAGGUAGAGGCGGUCAGCGGGACAGCAACGGUCCAAGGUGGAGGCGAUCAGCGGGACAGCAACGGUCCAAGGUGGAGACGGUCAGCGGGACAGCAAGGGUCCAAAGUGGUGGCGAUCAGCGGGACAGCAACGGUCCAAGGUGGAGUCGAUCAGCGGGACAGCAACGGUCCAAGGUGGAGGCGGUCAGCGGGACAGCAACGGUCCAAGUAGAGGUAAUACGAUCACCGGAACAGCCGAUAACGAUUCGAUUCAAUUUCAACACCGCGAGCCUUGCUUCUGGGUAUGCAGACGAUUCUUUGAAUCGUCCCACCAGGGGUACCAAAUUAUGUGUAGGACGCUUCACCUGUGGUAAAAGGACCUGGUGAAUAUCUCCUGUCCUUCACACAAGAGGGGAACCAGCUUCUAUAGUGGUUGAUAUAAUUAGACUCUGAUAUUCUUUGUCGAGUCGAAGCAAGGUGUAAAUCGGUGUUGAAAUGAUUAAAAUACGUGUGAGAUAAUUAGUUUAUUUAACACAAACACUAAUAUUUACAAGUAUCGUACAAAAUAAUUAUUAUUGUUUUUACUACAACAAAAAAACAUACAUAAAUUUGCUAUGUGCAAUUGACAGUAAAGUGAACCGCGAUUUAAGAGUGAAACAUGUGAUUAGUAACAAGUGAGAGAAGAUUCGCGUGAAAAACCGUGUAA